AUGCCUUCCUUCCCCUGCGUGUUUUCCUUCACUCCUUGUCAGCCGAGCAGUUCUGAACUCAUGGUGUCCGAUGGCGACAAAGCUGGUGCCACACUAUUUUUCUCUGGUGCGUUUUGUGGGCUAGUAGGAAUUACAUUCACCGUGAUGGGAUGGGCAAAAUAUGAAAGGGUCACUCGCUUUGAAUGGACUCAGUUGCUUGGGCCUGUUCUGUUUCCAGUAGGCGUGACUUUUUUGCAGAUUGCUGUGUGCAUGUUUAAAAUGAUUGCUUGCAAAUCAUGCAGCCCAAGUGAAGGAAGCGCAUCUGACAACAGGCCAGACUCCUAUUGGACAUCCGUUGUUUUCACUGGGAUUAGCCAGCCUAUAAACUUCCACGUUGCUACAGUACAUCCCUCCUUAUUCAGCCAGGAAGGUAUCAGCAUGAAUUCUCCUAAUGCUCAUCAAGUAUUGAGUCAUCCUGAAAUUCUUCCAUUCUCCGGGCUACUAAUUCCCGCUUUGAGCCCUCCUUGUUACUAUAAUGUCAACCCCGGCCUGGACAACUCUGCUUUUUCUGCAGGUGAGAAUUACUCUGCUUAUCUUCCUGCAGAAACCAGAAUCGGAAGGUCAACUGACAGUCUCCAAGAACCUGGAGAGAUGCUGAAUGAAGAUCUUAACAAUGACAUCUCACCCCCACCAUAUGAGAUACUAUUUCCAAAGUGGUCUUAA
Messenger RNA from Zootoca vivipara (common lizard), 702 nucleotides. Lineage: Eukaryota; Metazoa; Chordata; Lepidosauria; Squamata; Lacertidae. The record is from RefSeq and is a predicted model, not a curated record.